Diorhabda sublineata is the source of this 678-nucleotide messenger RNA. RefSeq lists its product as uncharacterized. Lineage: Eukaryota; Metazoa; Arthropoda; Insecta; Coleoptera; Chrysomelidae. Bases 86 to 598 code for a protein of 170 amino acids. The record is from RefSeq and is a predicted model, not a curated record. The transcript is spliced from 2 exons.
GGAAACGUCUUACGCGAUUACACUUUUCGUAUUGCAUCAGUAAUUGAAUGUCAUUUGGAACGUGCAUCAUAAAUUUACCGUUGAAAUGAAGGUAAUUUUCUACUUCAUUUUCGGACUGUAUCAAAGCGCGAUCGGUGACCAGCUGUUCGACUUAAUGAUAAAACCCGAAGACUACGGAGCAGAUGACAUCGUCGACCAAAGCGGAGACGGAUCCUUCGAGGAUUAUAAUCAAAAUGGUAGCGGAUACCAGCCGACGGAUGAUGAAGAUUUUUUCAACGAUCCACGUGGAUUUUCGACCGUUUCGAAUAAAUCGAACGACGAUAAUGAUGAUGAUGAUGAUAACGGAAGCGGAUAUUUCGAGCUCGAUAUUACGUAUAAUGUUUCCGCGGGAAUGAAUUCGACCUUCGAACAAUCGAAUAAAGAUUCGAACAAAGAAGGUUGGGAAUUUGAGGCGAAUGAAAUUAAGGAAGUCAAUUGCGUUUCUAAGGAAAGCCCAAACGAAAUAAACGCGGAUGUAAUCGAAAUAAUAAGAAGUAAAAAUAUGAAAUGUCGUAUAUUUACUAAUGAAAUUAGUGAUAAUAUCAUUAUAUAUUGUUAGUUUUGUUAUCUCAAACUUUAUUUUUAUCUGUAGAUGUUUAUAAUCGAAUAAAUAAAUAAAUACGACUGUAUAUAAAACGA